This is a messenger RNA of Schistosoma bovis, 6197 nucleotides long. The record is from the annotation of a GenBank genome assembly. NCBI's taxonomy places the organism in Eukaryota, Metazoa, Platyhelminthes, Trematoda, Strigeidida, Schistosomatidae.
GAACUUUAGAGGUUGAUUUGCGCCGUCAAGGUCGUUUGGUUCAUUGAUAAGGAUGGAUGUUCAUUGUGAAAUGAAUCAAGAAGUCGAUUCCAAUUAUCCAAAUUCGUACUCUAAAGAAGUUGAGGAAGCGCUUUCCCGGCUUAAUUUAAAAUCAGACAGUUUAGAUGAUCCUGAUUUUAAUGUUAUUUCUUAUAUUAAUGAGAGAUUUCCCAGCGAACAGUCACUGGCAAAUAUAGAUGAGUUGAUAGCUGAAGCGGAAGGAAAAAUUCGCGAACUAGACGAUGAGACUAGAGACCUACUACGUGGUCGCUGGCAAACAGAGGAUAAAGGACAAGAGAUUGUUCAGGAUGCAAAGGAUAUGAUAAAAGUACUAUUCUCUAGGUUGGUUUGUAUUUAUGUUGGUGUGUAACUUGCAGAUAAAUUCAUAUUUAAGUAAAUACCUUCAUAAUCACUAGCUCGUUUACCAAGUGGUAGUUUGCGUACCAUACUUUGAACCACGUAGUGUGAAUACAGGUGAUACCACUUGCCUCACGUGUCCAAACUGAUGACUGAAAGUCAAGUGUUAGAACUACCAAUCCAUCACUGUUAUGAUGGUAUGGCCGAGAGUGGGGUGGGCCCGCCCUCCCUCUCGAAAUUCUCUCACAUGGCCACGCGUAUACAGCCUCUGCCAGGGAAGUCUUACUCACUGCCUUCUCGUGGUGGGGGUGUUUACAAAAAUGAGAGGAUGAAAAGCGAAUGUCCGGCGCUUUAACCGGAUCCCAAACCAAUGGUGCACAUGGGCCCCAGUAUCCUGCAGGAACAAAUGGCGUAUGAACCAAUUGUUGGUCACCAGCUACCAUGGGACUGUAUCUCCUGACGUUGGUUCACUGCCUUGUGGGUCAGACGUUUAGGUCAAAGGCUCGUGGUGUGGCCCCCUAAGAAAACCACCAACUUCGGUCUGGACACCCGGGCAGUAUCACGGCCCACACACAAAUAUGGUGUGGCGCAUAUAUAUUUGGUACCUCCUUGUACCAGUAUUUAUGUGUUGAAAUAAAUAAAUAAAAUGAUAUUCAACAUUAAAUUUCUCCCUCGAUGUUCUAUACAUCAAUUCAUCCUUCCACUUAUGUAUAAGGGGUUUUUAUGAGUAUUAUACCAUAUAUUUACCUCGUGAUGACUUUCCUAACUAGUGUUACUUGACGUUUAAUAAAAAAAAUCACAAAUUUAGAUAAUUGUUUGUGUAUUUGAAAUAACUUACUUGACAUGUUGAGCUGUUCUGAAUACGUGAAAAUGAGUGAUUUAAUGCCAUAGUUACCUGAAUCAGGUAAAAUCUGUGUUUUCAAGUAAUAUUGGUAUGACACAAGUUUGAUACCUCAGUGUUGCCAUUAGGUGACUCGUUUUGCAUGCAAGUUUGUUCCUUCUUCUUAAUGAAGCUUCCAGUUCUGUCUACAUUUCAUAUGAAAUGCACCUAUUAUUUUACAUAUCAAACAGACCCUAAGUAAUGUAUUUAAGUUAUUGAAGUUAAAACCACAUGGCUUACCUCUCAAGUGCUAGCUACUGUUAUACUACAAAAAUGUUGUGCGAAAGAUCGACUGGUAGGGAGCAGGAUUAGUCUUAUUUUCAUCCUUUGCCGUUAAAUCGUAUUACGCUUUUUAUCAAAACUAACUUAGCUUCUUUGAGUUAAAAUAUACUCAGCCAGGGUUUGUCAAACAACAAUUUUCGUCGAAAGUUUACUGACAUUUGCAAAAUUUCGUAUUGGAAUAAACUAGUUACUUUCGGGACACAACUAUCUAGGGAUUAUGCUAAACCUCCUGAAUUUACCAUAGUUUGAUCUGUUCACUUGCAGCACUUCAGGUUUGAUGGAAUUCCAUAGUGAGCUUUUUAAUUGCACGGUGAUAAAAUAGAUACAUAACUCUCUUCUACUCAUUUAAUCAUCGAUUUGCGCAGGUAUGGUGUGUGGUUUUUACCAAAUAUGUUUAUUACAGACUAAUUUCGUAUCUAGGUAGUUCCUUGCAUAUAUUCACCAGGAGUUCUACGUGAUUGCUCUCAAAGUUCGAUGUAUUUUACUGACCAUAGUAAUGGUGGAUUAAAUAUAGUCAGUUUACAAAACUAGUUUGUUUGCCUCCUAUAUUUUUCCAUAUUGAACACUAUUAGUUUGAAAAAUGAGUGUUUUAAAGAGGCAGAGAAUAGAUUGUCUAAUAGUGUUAUAGCGUGGAAAAAAAUCAUCAUUUCAUCACUUCAGUAGUAGUCUGUGACUUCAAAUCUUUGCGAAGUUUUCAUGAGUUAUGUGACUCAUUUCUAAAUGUUAAGGUUGUUUUAAACAAGGUACUAAACUAACGUAAUUUUAUGUAGUACAAUGAGUAUUCCAGCCGUCGACUCAAGUAGAUAUCCGCCAUAUGGUACUAUAUGCAUUUACUCCAUACGGUAAAAAUGGGCUUUUAGCGUUAUAUCUUCUGGUUUUAAAACGAAAGCCAAUAACUUUUAAUUUACCGAGUGUCAGACACAUCUUCAGGACCAUUAUUUUUACUAAUAUGUUUACCAGUAUACUGACGAUGUAUCAUAACAUACAUCAUUCUCUUGUGUAAUUUUAUCCUUAGUUUCUUAGUUAUUACUAUUUGAAAAAUAUGUCAUGAAAAUAAUCAAAAUGUGAUUUCUUUCAUUGUUAUGUUAUUUUAGUAACUUAACAGAGAAAAGGACAGAGUAGUAAUGUUAUCGCUAAUAUUACUACCACUUUUUAUUGUUCUACUCUAUUUGUCUUUAAGCAGAAUUUUCAGUAAAAAAGUCAUUGUGCACUUCAUCUUAUAGAAUACAGGAUGUUCAAGAUCGAGCUACUAGAUCAGAAGAAAUGGUACAAGACAUCACUCGGGAUAUACAGCAACUUGAUCAAGCUAAGCGUAACCUAACUGUUUCCAUAACUGCCCUCAAUAAUUUAAUUCUUAUCGUGAACACCAUUGAUCGUCUUAACGAAUUACUUGGAAUACAAAGUUCAGUGGAUGAUCCAAUGUUUUUUGCGAAGAGCAAUGACACAAAUGCCAGUGCUCAGAAUCCAUUUUUAGAAGUUGACUCUGAAUCCUGGAUGAAUGAAAACCAUCCACCUGAAAAAACAAAGUUUCAAAGAUUUGUACCGUCCUUUUUGGCCGAAAUAUCAAAUUUAUUAGCUCAAGUUCAACGCUUAUUACAACCUAUGCUGUCAGCCUAUGGUUCAGUGUCAUCUGUGGCUGGAUUAUCUCGAGAAUUGGAUUCCAUUCAUUCAGUCCUUGCAGAUCGUUUGACUAAGGAACUCAAACUGUUACUAGCAGCUACUCGAACAGUUACAGAUAACAAGGAACUGAUUUUAUCAGCCUGUGAACUAGUUGACUUACUCCCUAAGAGUUUUCAUCUCGAUUCGGAUAUUAUAAAUUGGUUUAUCUCUCAUCAUCUAACUGAGUAUAAGGAGCUAUUCGAUCCAACACAGACUACUGCUUGGUUGGAUAAAAUCGAUCAGCGAUACAACUGGUUAAGAAUUAAUUUGGUCCCCUUAGAACGUUUAUUUAUUUCAGUGUUUCCUCCCUCUUGGCUGGUGACUGAAAGAUUUGUUUUGGAGUUUUGUCAUAUUACACGUGGUGGCUUAGAAACUGUUAUGAAACGACGUCAGUCGGAACUUACCCAUAAUCUAAUUGUUUUCGCAUUGCAACGCACCUUAUCCUUCGAGGCCAGUUUGAAUAAAGCAUAUACGUCUGAAGCGCUAGAAGAAUUACAAUCUAUGAUAGCUAGCGGUAAGAGUAUGGAGCGUUCAUCUAAUCCAUUUGAUGAUAAUGAGGAUGAGGAAGAUGGUUUAGAUGAUGCACAAUCUAAAAAUCCUGCAGAGGCUAAGGAUGAUUCAUCAACAAAUGAUUCUAAACACAAUUGGAAAAAGCAGAUUUUUGAUGGAAUUAUAUCUGGCUGUUUCGACCAAUUCUUUGACCUCUAUUUGGUUCAUUUGGAUAAAGGUCUGAGAGAACAAAUGACAAAUCGUUUGAUUGGUGAUUUCACUGUUAAUAAAUCAAGCUUUGAGAACAGGGAUCUUGGAGAUGUAUUCAGAGAUGACAAUCCAUUUGACACUGUACAAAUCAAACCAAAUCCCAAUGACCCUGGCGAGAAUACUCUAUAUUCUGCUACAGAUUUAUUCUUGUUCUAUAAACAAAUCUUAAAACAAACUCUCCAGUUGAAUCGGGGUCAUGGUUUGUUAGGACUUGUUCGUCUUUUAAGGCAGUAUUUGUCUGAAUACACGGUUCGUGUGCUCUUGGCUCAAAUUCCAGGCUUAGCGAUUACCAAUACUAGUGGAACUAACGUUGGUUUAUCUGCACCGGAUGUUGCAGCGAAAAUGGCGGCAUUCGGUUUAAGCAGUCUCUCAGCUCUUGGACUUGGUCGUGGUCAAACGGGACUCGGUGCAGCUCUAGAAAAUAUUAGGACACAAACAAAAAACAGUUCUGCGCAAUCUGAUCUGAUAAGUUCAUCAAGCAACCAGGUGAUUAACAAUUUACUUCGUGAUGAUGUACAAGGAGUUCGACUGAGUAAGGAUGAUGUCUACAAGGUGUGUGUCAUACUUGUUACAGCAGCAUUUUGUCUGAAGACUGUUGAAGAUUUAGAGAAGCGUCUAAAACAUGAAAUCAGACCACCUAGCUGGGGUUCAAAAAUAUCAUUUGCUUCUGAACUUGAUGGUUUAGCAACUUGUAGAUCUGUUUGUGUCCACCGCCUGGUUGCAGACUUGGAAGCUGGUGUUGAACCGCAGCUAGUCGCUAUGGCACGUUUACCUUGGAAUAAUCUUGUACAAGUUGGGGACCAAAGCGCCUAUGUUACAGCCAUUGUAAAUCAUCUUCGCACUCAAAUCCCACUGAUACGAGAAACAUUGUACACCGUCAGGCCAGCUUUUACUCAAAUAUGUAUAAAAUUUGCUGAUGCAUUAAUUGCGAGAUUCGUUAAUGCCUUAUAUCGUUGCAAACCGGUCAAUACUUUUGGAGCUGAACAGCUUUUAUUGGAUACUCAAUCGUUAAAGGCUUCUCUUCUUCAAAUGCCUCUUCUUGGAGCUAAGUUUACUCAGACACCUCCACGAAGCUUUACAAAUCUAGUUCAUGAAGGUAUGGGGAAGGCGGAACGUAUAAUCAAAGCAGUUAUGUUACCAGUCGGUGUCGCUACGCCAGGAAAGCAAGAGUCAACAACUCCCCCAAGUGGAUUUGUAAUGGGUCCAGUUGAUACAAAUGCAGCUAAUGUAUUUUUAGCUAGUUACGAACAAUUAUUACCUGAUCUAACUCAAACUGAUCUACAAAAUGUUUUGGAUAUGAAAGGUGUGAAAUUCAGUGAACAACAGUUGAUUUUAGAAAUAUUUCGUAGUAGAAAUGAAUUUAAGUCAGCGAUGAAAGAAAAAACACCUGAAGUAACGUUAUUUUGUUCUGUUGCAGAUACUGCUAUCACUGCUAGCACUUUUGUUAGUACUGCAAUUAGUAACGUAGCUUUGACAGGGAUAACGACAGUUACCGCGACCACCACUGCUCUUACGAGUUCCUUUGUAGCUACACCGAACUCUCCAAAUAAUCAGCAUCAAAAAUCGAAGCAGUCUGUGUCGAUCUCAAUGAAUCCAUUCGAUUCAUCUUCACCAGUAGAAGAGCGGGAGCAAAUAACAGAUAGGAAAGGAAAAAUAGAAAAGUUAUUGAAUAAAAGACGAUAAGAAUAUUACCGAAUUGUAAUUUUUGAAUGUUAAUUUUAAUGAAUAAUUAAUAUCUUCAUUGUUGCUUUAACUUCGUUUAUUUUUUUCUCAACUCGGUCAAGUUUAUUCUAUUCCUUCUCCGUUUUGCUGUGUUAAAACUUUCGCUUGUCAAAGUAACUUUUCUGUUGGUGUGUAUAAUUAACAUCUCUCUCUCUCUCCAUAUAUAUGCAUGAUUUAUUCAUACUACUAUAAUAAUAUACUACUAUUAUUGCCGGUUUAAAAACGUUGUACUUGGAUGUUUUUUUAUAUCUUACUUCCUUUUAUUAAUUGUUUUAUUACUUACUAGCUAUAUUGUGAUAAAAUGUUUGUAGGAAACUUUCUCUAUAUUUCUGUUUCUGUAACCUUAUGGUAUGAAUUGAAAUACCAGUUUGUUUUCUGACAAUUUUCUCAAGAAUAGCAUGAUACAUAUCUACUUAGUGCAUCAGUUUUUAUGGUACUGUUAAAUUGGUUACUAAUGUUUAUUUUACUGUGCUAAAUAAAAACCAACAUUAAAAGGUGA